Messenger RNA from Hordeum vulgare subsp. vulgare (domesticated barley), 472 nucleotides. RefSeq lists its product as uncharacterized. The coding region runs from base 68 to 466 and encodes 132 amino acids. The transcript is spliced from 2 exons. The record is from RefSeq and is a predicted model, not a curated record. Lineage: Eukaryota; Viridiplantae; Streptophyta; Magnoliopsida; Poales; Poaceae.
UGUGUCUUUUUUGUAUUAUUUGUUGCAUCCACAGCUACGGUAUCUUGAUGCUUUGGAUUGCGAUGGCAUGGAGCUUGAGUUACCCAACACCCCGUACACAAUUAAUGCAUGGUCCAAGACACAUGUCGAUGUUGUCGCUGAGAUGGACAUGCUGGAGCAUGAUCCACCCAGUUUUGGCAACUUUCAGGAUAAGCUUAAAGCUACCACAGUUAUCAGCAAGUUUGCAUCAGGGGUUGGCACAUUGUUUAAUCAGUUUGCAUCAGGGGUUGACACACUCCUUACAGAGCUCGUGCAGGGACUGACGACACCCGCAACCAGAAAUACAACUACAAGUAGAAUAAAAAGGGGCACCGAGGAAAGAGAAAGUGAUGAUACAUCGUCCGAAGAUUCAGCAGAAUCUGACAAUGACACAAAUGAGGACAACGUGGAUAUGGAACGUGACAAAAAGAAGAGGGUGACAAGGUAAAGUAAC